Gekko japonicus is the source of this 3608-nucleotide messenger RNA. RefSeq names its product solute carrier family 9, subfamily A (NHE1, cation proton antiporter 1), member 1 (gene SLC9A1). The record is from RefSeq and is a predicted model, not a curated record. Gene Ontology annotation, cellular component: membrane. Gene Ontology annotation, molecular function: sodium:proton antiporter activity. Bases 48 to 2501 code for a protein of 817 amino acids. NCBI's taxonomy places the organism in Eukaryota, Metazoa, Chordata, Lepidosauria, Squamata, Gekkonidae. Gene Ontology annotation, biological process: regulation of pH; sodium ion transport; proton transmembrane transport. The transcript is spliced from 12 exons.
UAUUUUUUAACCAAAGCUGCUGGGUUUUGCUGUGGAUCAGGUGAAAAAUGCUGGCAAAGGGCUUUGGGAUUUUGGGUUUCCUCCAUGCUUUGCCCUUCCUGGUUGGCAUGGCUGCCCUCCUUGGGCUCUUACCGGUGCUUCACAGCCAUGGUUUGGAGCCCCAGCACAUUAUGGCAACUUCACCCUCUCAUAUCUACCCCAAAAUUAUCCAUGGGGCUGUAAUGGAGGAGAUCACUUCUUCACCACCUGCCUCUCAGGACGGUUAUCCCGGGGUUAAACAUCCCACCAAUAAUUCCUUGGAUGGACAUGGCAAGAGGCGAAAGAUUUUUCCUGUUCUGGACGUGGACUACAAGCAUGUACGGAUACCCUUUGAAAUUGCGCUCUGGAUCCUGCUGGCGUGCCUCAUGAAACUGGGAUUCCAUGUUAUCCCAACAAUCUCUAAUAUAGUUCCAGAAAGCUGCUUGCUCAUCGUGGUAGGACUGCUCGUUGGAGGACUUAUCAAGGCUGUAGGAGAGGACCCCCCGAUCCUACAGUCGAACAUCUUCUUCCUUUUUCUUCUCCCACCCAUAAUCCUGGAUGCUGGCUACUUCCUGCCCUUGCGCCAGUUUACCGAGAACUUGGGCACCAUCCUGAUGUUUGCAGUGCUGGGGACGUUGUGGAAUGCCUUCUUUGUGGGUUCGCUGUUGUAUGCUGUGUGCCAGAUCGAUGUGACUGGUUUAAGCCACAUCGGCCUCUUGGCCAACCUACUUUUCGGGAGCAUCAUCUCAGCUGUGGACCCUGUGGCAGUGCUGGCUGUGUUUGAAGAGAUCCACAUCAAUGAGCUCUUGCACAUCUUGGUGUUUGGAGAGUCGUUGCUGAAUGAUGCUGUCACUGUGGUCCUCCACCACCUUUUUGAUGAGUACGCCACCUUUGACAGAAUCACUUUCACGGACAUCAUCCUGGGCUUCCUCAGCUUCUUCGUGGUAUCCCUGGGGGGUGUCUUUGUCGGGGUGAUCUAUGGCAUCAUCGCUGCCUUCACCUCCCGCUUCACUUCUCACAUCCGUGUCAUUGAGCCUCUCUUCGUCUUUCUCUACAGCUACAUGGCAUACCUGUCAGCAGAACUCUUUCACCUUUCGGGCAUCAUGGCGCUCAUUGCUGCUGGGGUGGUCAUGCGCCCUUAUGUGGAGGCCAACAUCUCCCAUAAAUCCCACACCACCAUCAAGUACUUCCUGAAGAUGUGGAGCAGCGUCAGUGAGACCCUCAUUUUCAUCUUUUUGGGUGUCUCCACUGUGGCUGGGCGGCACCGCUGGAACUGGACCUUUGUCAUCUGCACCCUGAUUUUUUGCUUGAUUGCCAGGGUCUUAGGUGUCCUUGGAUUGACUUGGUUCAUUAACAAAUUCCGCAUUGUGAAGUUGACCCCGAAGGAUCAGUUCAUCAUCGCCUAUGGUGGCCUGCGAGGGGCCAUCGCCUUUUCUCUGGGUUACCUCAUAGAGGAGACACAUUUUGACAUGAGAGAAAUGUUCCUCACAGCCAUCAUCACAGUCAUCUUCUUCACUGUGUUUGUGCAGGGUAUGACCAUCCGUCCUUUGGUGGACCUUCUAGCAGUGAAAAAGAAGCAGGAGACCAAGCGGUCCAUCAAUGAGGAGAUUCACACGCAGUUCCUGGAUCAUCUUUUGACUGGGAUUGAGGAUAUAUGUGGCCACUAUGGCCAUCACCACUGGAAGGACAAGCUGAAUCGCUUCAACAAGAAGUACAUCAAGAAGUGCCUGAUCGCAGGGGAGAGGUCCAAAGAGCCCCAGCUGAUUGCCUUUUAUCACAAGAUGGAGAUGAAGCAGGCCAUUGAGCUAGUGGAGAGUGGGGGCAUGGGCAAAAUCCCCUCUGCUGUCUCUACGGUCUCCAUGCAGAACAUCAAUCCGAAAGCCUUACCUGUGGAACGUAUCCUUCCAGCACUCUCUAAAGACAAAGAGGAGGAGAUCCGGAAGAUCCUGCGCACCAACUUGCAGAAAACCAGGCAGAGGCUACGAUCGUACAACCGGCACACCUUGGUGGCAGAUCCUUAUGAAGAAGCGUGGAACCAGAUGUUGCUGAGGAGGCAGAAGGCUCGGCAGCUUGAACAGAAGAUAAACAACUACCUGACGGUCCCAACUCACAAAAUUGAUUCGCCGACCAUGUCAAGGGCACGGAUUGGCUCAGACCCUCUGGCAUACGACCCCAAGCCAGACUCGGAAAACCUCCCCAUCAUCACCAUUGACCCCGCCUCGCCACAGUCUCCAGAGUCUGUCGACUUGGUGAACGAGACACUGAAAGGGAUGAGCCACCUCCCGCCAUCCCCAGAGGAAGAGGAGGACCAGGAAGGGCUGGUGAUGCGGACCAAGGAGCCUUCCUCUCCGGGCACAGACGAUGUGUUCACCCCAGGGGCCAACGACAGCCCCAGCAACCAGCGGAUGAUGCGAUGCCUGAGUGACCCUGGGCCUAGGCCGGACCCUGAGGAAGAAGACCCCUUCAUUCCAAAAGGGCAGUGAGGGCUAGGUGCACUACUUGAUCUGACCUGUAGGGGGACCUUUCUGCACAUACUCAUACAGGCUCUCCCUUCCCUCUUCAUUUUCCUCCUCUCUCUCUCUCUUGCUCUGCAUUUUGGAGGCUUUUGUUUCUUUGUUGGGAGGUUCGGAACACGUCUGGCUAGCUGAGCACCUUUGCUGAGAAAGCAAGAGUCAUAGCAGCCAGCACGAUUUCCUUCUCCUGAGGGGGAAAAAGGCCAGUCCUCCCGUCUCCACGUCAGGGCUGUGCUUUGCCCCACCGCCUUGUCCCCUCCCCACAGUGCCAAGAGAUGACUUUCCUUUGGAUGCCCGAAGCCUCCAUUUGCACUUCAGCAAGCCCCUUUGUUCCCUACCAGACUCCCCAGAGAAGGUGAGGAGAUUCUGGUUCAGUUUCUGUCAGGAGUAGCAUUGUCUGGAAGUGGAAGGUGCGCCAUAUCUGCCAGCUACCCUUUUGCAUUCUCAUGGAAAUGUGCCUGACACUAAAAGGGAAACUGGCCUCCUGGGGCUGGUGCCUCAUGGGAUUCUGAGUGAGCCUCUCUUCUCCUUGAUCCUCUGGGUGUAACAGAUCUCCCACUCGUCUGCUAAAGAGUAUCCUUGAAACCUCUGAGGCAAAGUUUGAAAGCAACCCAGUUGAACAUUGGAGCACCGCUGGUUCAGAGAGAUGUUUCGGCUCAUGGCGUCUCAACAUUGCCUGGUGCCUCCAUUCCCUGCCAAGCCAAAUACCACCUUUUCCGACAAUUCAGGUUUUUAGUCUUGAGGAUGAUCAGGUGGUGGCUGCCGCCCUAAGCUUUCGGGUGUUCUGAAGAGAAACCCCAAUUCCACUGAGCCAGAGAAAAGUUCCUUUUGCUUUCUAAUCUUCCGAACUUGACGCUUGCCUGGAUUUUUUGUUUUGUUCAUUUCACAAGUGGAAUUGAGCCAUUUGCUCCCACACAAAGGGUGCUCUGGGCACCAGAUUUGGAUGAGGCUGUGGUAGGAUGCCUGUCCCCGGUGCCCCCCACCCUUGUCCAGCUUCACCUGGCCAUACUCACAAGCCAGCCCCACCUGUUCGAAUCUGCACAAGAAAUAUUCUCUCUGCUGAUUUGCUUCAACACC